AUGCCACCCUCCGAGCCUCUUCUUGCCGGCGGCCAUGCGCGAGCCAACGGCCCCGUGAUUGUUCCACCAAAAACCUCGGUUUCGCCCGAAGAACCUCCCAAGCUAGGCUCUCGGCAAUCUUCUGGGGAUAGCAAGGAUAGCGGCUUCAACUUCGACGCCAAAUCCCAGCCUGAAGUCGGUUCUCUCCGAAGCGAUGGCGCCGCAAGCUCUACCAGUGCUAGGAGUCGCUUUUUCCGCGAGAACCUCAACCUGGCCGGCGGCAGCGGCAAGCGAUCCAACUCGACAAGUCCGUUUCGCAUAUCGAUGCCUUUCAUCACACCGGGCCAGCUCGCCUUCUCGACUAUGCAAUAUCUACCAGUGCCGUUGCUGGUUUUGAAUAAUCUGAAGACGGUCGUGCUUGCCAAUGAGGCGAUGGGCAGGAUGCUCGGCAUGAAUUCGGACGCUUCCGAGGAUACCCAUUCUUAUAUUGCUGAGAGGUUGAGAGGGCAGUCACUUUCUCAGGUUGGAAUCGACAUGAUUCAAGAGGGACGCCCCGUUUGGGUUGGAUGGGAAGCUUUCUUGGACUCACUUGUGUUAGAGAUGGGUGCGAGGCAGACCUCCAAGGACGCGGCAGACAUGUUCGGCCAGGGUGGGGAAGCCACCCCGACCGCAGGCUCGCUGGCCCCGCCGAUACCUGAUCACGCAUCAAGCACCCCGACUGUCAAGGACGCAGUGGUGGAUGUCAUCAUCUCCAGGAAGGAACUUGGAAAGCCUGGAUUUGACCCACGGAGCAAAGGUGGAGCGUCUGAUCAUCAAGUUUACGCCAAGAUGAUUGUAACAAUAUGGGAGAUUGAAGAGCACCAGGUCUACUUCACGCUCACAUUUACGAGCUCUCAAUCGCCGCCGUCAACUCUCAUCUCGAGCCGCAAAUCCACGACAAGGCCGAACAUACUCGAACAAGCGGAUCGUAAAACCAUAUCAAAUUCAAACCCGCCAUCAGUGAGCUCCAGUCACGACUCCAGCUCUCCUUCAUUCCGUGUCAGCCCUAGUGCGGUGUCACUAUCGUCGAGCCCGUUUCCACCGAUGGGUCCACCCUCAACAGCAGCCCACGCGAGCACCCCGUCGAUUUUGCAGAAGAUGAUUCUCAUGAAGGAUGCUCUUCUCGAUAAUACAACGAUGCCGAUUCUUGCGAUGUGGAAAGAUGGUAGUGUGACGUUUCCAAACAAGGCAGCACGCAGCCUUUUGCGCCAAGAGAACGACUUGGAGCGAUCUGCUGACGGCUUCGACCUGCUGCCAAGCUGGACCAUUUAUAACUCGGAAUUUACCAGAGAAUUAGACGUCAGCGAAUACCCCAUUUCGAUACUACUUCGAACCGAAACACCGUUCAGCAACAUGCGCGUGGGGAUGAUGGAGGAGAAGACUGGAAAGAGGACAGUCUACGAUGCCCUGGGAGAAGCUAUUAGGGAUGAUGCCACCGGGGAGUUUCUUGCCGGUGUGGUGACAUUCCGGGACGUAACAAAGAUGACUGAAGAAAUCACCGAGAUUAAGGAACGGGACGAGGAGCGGUUCAAAUUGAUCUGCGAUACAAUGCCUCAAUUGGUUUGGACGACCAGACCUGACGGUUUUCACGACUUUUUCAACACCCGAUGGUACACGUACACGGGCCUGACACCCGAGGAAUCGCUGGGCCUCGGUUGGAAGCACCCGUUUCACCCAGAUGACAUGCCUGAAACUGUCAAAAGGUGGAAGCACUCACUCGCCACUGGAGAUCCAUAUGUCACCGAGUACAGGUGCCGCAGCAAGACUGGGGAAUGGAGAUGGAUGCUGGGCCGUGCUCUGCCGUUAAAGAAUAAGGAGACCGGCAAAAUUGAAAAGUGGUUCGGAACUUGUACCGACGUGAACGAGGGCAUCGAAGCAAAGCUGACUGCCAGACGUACCCGGCAGCAGCUCUUGAGUGUUCUCGCACAUUCACAAGUAACCAUCUUCACGGUUGACACAAGCCGCAAACUCACAAUGCUGGAGGGUGCCCUCAUAUGGGACAACGGUGAGGAAAGCAACCACGAUAACUCCGACUGGUUCAUCGGCCAAGACAUGUAUGAUGUCUUCAAUCGUCUGAAUCCACAACUCAAGACCGGCGAACGCCCAAAAUUUCUCCGGCCAAUUGAGGACAUUCUAGGAGGCGGUAAGACAGAGGAAGUGGCGGAACACGGAAUGGAUGGACGUUGGUACCGGACAAGGUUCCUUCCUAUACUCGGCAAGAAAUCAAAGGAAGGAAUCGUGACAAACGAGACUUGCGUUGAGGGUGUCAUUGGAGUCAUUAUGGAUGUCAGUGAACUCAAGGAAAAGGUAGAGGAUCUUGAAGAGGAGUCCCGGGAGAAGAAGCAAGCGAUGGCGAACGAAGCGGCUGCCAAGGAAGCCAACAGGCUAAAGAGCCAGUUCCUUGCCAAUAUGUCUCACGAAAUCCGGACACCCAUCACAGGUGUCAUAGGAAUGGCCGAGUUGCUUGGCGACAUGGAACUUGAUUCUGAGCAGAUGGAGUACGUUGAGAACAUUCAGAGAUCUGCAAACGCCCUCUUGACUGUCAUCAACGAUAUUCUUGAUUUUUCCAAGGUCGAAUCAGGACGCCUGGACAUCGAAGAGGUCCAGUUCUCAUUAUCAGUAAUUGUGACAGAUGUCGGGAAGAUGCUGAGCUUCGCCGCCGAACGGAAGAAUCUCGACUUCAGGUCGGAUAUUUCGAAAGACAUCGAAAACGACCUCGUCGUCAUUGGCGAUCCCGGCCGUGUUCGUCAAAUCAUCACCAACCUCCUCACCAACAGUAUCAAGUUCACCAACCAAGGGUAUGUCAAAUUCUCAGUCCAGAAGGAGAAGGAGACUGCGGACAGCAUCAUCGUCAAGUUUAUUGUUGAAGACAGCGGUAUCGGCAUUGAAGAGGAGGUUCGGAAGAAGCUUUUCCAACCAUUCAGCCAGGGUGAUGCAUCCACGGCUAGGAAAUUCGGCGGAACUGGUCUGGGCCUCACUAUUUGCAAGAAUUUGCUCGACCUCAUGCACGGAGACAUGACUCUAGAAUCGUCGCUCGGCAAUGGAACCGUCGCAACUUUCUGGGUCCCCUUCAGUAAGCCUCAGGGGCGACAAGCUGGCAAGCCGAUUGUGGAGAUUGGCUCGCUUCCGGACCGAUUACAGUCUGAGAUGAGCGUCUCUUGCAACAGCUCAGAAUUUGAGCAAUUAAUCAACACGCCUCCAGCUUCUGGAGAGUCAUCGCAAUUCUUGACCGACAAACACAAGUCCCCUUCCCGCCGACUAUCUGUGCGAACUCCACCAGCUUCCGAUGAGGAAAUGUUGCCAGCCGCCGAACGCGCCAAGAUUCAUGUAUUGGUGGUCGAAGACAAUGCCAUCAACCAACAAAUCGCCACCAAAACGAUUAUGAAGCUUGGAUUCAAGGUGACUGCGGCGUGGAACGGCAAGGACGCGCUUGAGUACAUGGCUGCGGCAAAGGAAGGCAAGCACGCGAAGCCGGACAUCAUACUUAUGGACGUGCAGAUGCCCGUCAUCGACGGCUACAAGUGCACGCACCUUCUUCGUCACCAUGUGCCAUACAAGACUUACGUGCGAGACAUUCCCAUCGUCGCAAUGACAGCUUCGGCGAUCCAAGGUGACAAGGAAAAGUGCACGAAAGCUGGCAUGGACGAUUACCUUUCCAAGCCCGUCAAAAGCAAGACGCUCGAAAGAAUGUUGGUGAGAUGGAGCCUGGCAAAACGACAGCAAGGAACGACGCAGAAGGGUUCGGAUGGCUCUCUUUCCGACUGCUCAGACACUGCUGAACAUUGCAGCAAUGCAGACAUCCCAGGCGUCGAACACGACCAUGGCGACUCCACAGGCACCUUGAAUGCCAUUACGAAGGAGGCGGAGAACAAGAAGCAGGAUCCCGAGAAGGAGGACCGGGGUGAUGUGGCUACACCAAGGCCUCUCACGAGGAAUAACUCAUAUGAACCUUCACCGUUUGACUCACCAGGCGUCAAUUCCAAACCAAUCCGCCGAUCAGAGACAGACGAGCUCGCUCUGCAAGCUCAAGCCGAUAAGUUGAUGGAUGCUGCCGGCGGGAAGAAGCUCGAGCGACGCGGUGCAUCGUUCCAGACGGUCAUUGCCGGUGACACGGGUGACUCCCUCACUGAAGAGAACGUUGAAAAGUUGGAAAAGGAAGAAAAGAAGCGAAGAUCUUAG
Molecule: messenger RNA, 4197 nt
Organism: Colletotrichum gloeosporioides
Lineage: Eukaryota; Fungi; Ascomycota; Sordariomycetes; Glomerellales; Glomerellaceae
Product: Histidine protein kinase NIK1
Exons: 3
Coding region: 1-4197 (1398 amino acids)
Biological process (GO): phosphorelay signal transduction system; phosphorylation
Molecular function (GO): protein binding; phosphorelay sensor kinase activity
Source: RefSeq, a predicted model, not a curated record